AUGGACCCGGGGAAACCAAUGAAAAGCAUGCUGGUGGUGGCGCUCCUCGUGGUUUUCCAGGUGUGCCUAUGCCAAGAUGAUGUCACAGAUGAUUACAUCGGAGAAAACACCACGGUGGAUUACACCUUGUACGAGUCGGUGUGCUUCAAGAAGGACGUGCGGAACUUUAAGGCCUGGUUCCUGCCAGUCAUGUACUCAGUCAUUUGCUUUGUGGGCCUGCUGGGCAAUGGGCUGGUCGUGUUGACUUACAUCUAUUUCAAGAGGCUCAAGACCAUGACGGAUACCUACCUGCUCAACCUGGCCAUGGCAGACAUCCUCUUCCUCCUGACCCUUCCCUUCUGGGCAUACAGCGCGGCCAAGUCCUGGGACUUUGGUGUCCACUUUUGCAAGCUGAUCUUUGGCACGUACAAGAUAAGCUUCUUCAGCGGCAUGCUCCUCCUCCUUUGCAUCAGUAUCGACCGCUACGUCGCCAUCGUGCAGGCUGUCUCAGCCCACCGCCACCGGGCCCGCGUCCUGCUCAUCAGCAAGCUCUCCUGUGUGGGCAUCUGGGUUCUGGCCGUGGUCCUCUCCAUCCCAGAGCUGCUGUACAGCGGCAUCCAGAAGAGCAGCAGUGAGCAGACACUGCGAUGCUCCCUCAUCACCGAGCACGUGGAGGCCUUGAUCACCACCCAGGUGGCCCAGAUGGUGGUGGGCUUCCUCAUCCCCCUCAUCGCCAUGAGCUUCUGCUAUCUCGUCAUCAUCCGUACCCUGCUCCAGGCACGCAACUACGAACGCAAUAAGGCCAUCAAAGUGAUCAUCGCCGUGGUCGUGGUCUUCAUAGUCUUCCAGCUGCCUUACAAUGGGGUGGUCCUGGCCCAGACGGUGGCCAACUUCAAUAUCACUGGCAGCAGCUGUGAGCUGAGCAAGCAACUCAACAUCGCCUCUGAUGUCACCUACAGCCUGGCCUGUGUUCGCUGUUGUGUCAACCCUUUCUUGUACGCCUUCAUCGGUGUCAAGUUCCGCAGUGACCUCUUCAAACUCUUCAAGGACCUGGGAUGCCUCAGCCAGGAGCAGCUUCGGCAGUGGUCUUCCUGUCGGCACACCCGGCGCUCCUCGAUGAGCGUGGAUGUUGAGACCACCACCACGUUCUCCCCAUAG
This is a messenger RNA of Elephantulus edwardii (Cape elephant shrew), 1137 nucleotides long. It is a transcript of the gene CCR7, whose product is annotated as chemokine (C-C motif) receptor 7. Gene Ontology annotation, molecular function: C-C motif chemokine 19 receptor activity; chemokine (C-C motif) ligand 19 binding; chemokine (C-C motif) ligand 21 binding. Gene Ontology annotation, cellular component: membrane. The coding region runs from base 1 to 1137 and encodes 378 amino acids. NCBI's taxonomy places the organism in Eukaryota, Metazoa, Chordata, Mammalia, Macroscelidea, Macroscelididae. Gene Ontology annotation, biological process: inflammatory response; immune response; G protein-coupled receptor signaling pathway. The record is from RefSeq and is a predicted model, not a curated record. The transcript is spliced from 3 exons.